Messenger RNA from Eruca vesicaria subsp. sativa (arugula), 1083 nucleotides. Lineage: Eukaryota; Viridiplantae; Streptophyta; Magnoliopsida; Brassicales; Brassicaceae. The record is from the annotation of a GenBank genome assembly.
AUGGCUUCACCACCCUUAUCCUUAGAUUGCUGGUCCAAGCUUCCUCUAGAUCUAAUGCAACUGAUCUUUGAGCACCUUAGCUUUGUCGAUUUCGAACGAGCUAAAUCAGUUUGCUCAUCUUGGCUAUCUGGUUCGAGACAAUCUAAGCCAAACAAUAAGAUCCCUUGGAUGAUUCUAUUCCCCGAAGAAAAAAAUUACUGUCUCUUGUUCAAUCCUGAAGAUAAAGAAGAAAAGCUCUACAAAACUCAACAUCUUGACAAACACUGGGCAGAUAGUUUUUGUUUAGCGACUUGUAGAAGCUGGCUUUUGAUGGAGACUUUUCAUGAAGUCCAUCUUUAUAUUUUUAAUCUUUUAACCCUCGAGAGGAUCGAUCUACCUAAAUCUUUAUCGUAUGGAUCUGACUCUCCCAUAUUGUGGAUAGAUGAGAGAAGCAAAGAUUACCUUAUUAUAAGAAACGAUCUUACUUAUUUCAAGAAAGGAGAUAACUCGUGGAAAAAAGAAAUCUCUGUACAGUUGUCAGAUAACCAAAAUGGCAUGGUAUUCAAAGAUCACAAGCUCUAUGGUCUUACCGAAGAUGAACUCCGUAUUUUCGACUUUUCUGGUGAGUUUCCUCUGCAAGUUUCCAGAGUUAGCGUAAGGGGAUGCGUAAAACUAGAAAAAGUAAGCCGGAUGAGAUGGCCUGAACCAUGGGCAUUCAAUCAACUUCGCAGGAGGAAUAAUGUGGUAGUCACUUUAAGAGGAGAUGUCUUAAUUGUAAGGAGCAAAAGUCCAAAUGGGUCCUAUUCGUGGAACUUUAGAAUCUUCAAGAUGGAUUCAUCAAAUGAGAAGAUUAAGUGGGAGGAAAUUUUUUCUUUGGGAGAUGAGGCGAUUAUUUUAGAUUUGGGUAUUACAGUGCUUGCUAAGGACCAGGAAGGCGUCACUAGUAACUCCAUUUACUUCAAUGCUCAGGACACGAGUCAGUACUUCGCUGACAUCUUUGUAUUCAAUCUCGAUACAAAGAAGGUUGAACAACUACCACAAGUUGUUUCCUCUGUGUUGUUAUCUGGAGCUCGUUGGUUCCUACCAAAUUUUAAGAAUGAUUGA